CGCCUGUCUGUUGUGUUGGGUCCGUGCGGCUUUGACGGGACGGCCCGACGGACGCGCGCGUAUUGUUGUGACGAAGCGCGGGUGAUAAACGCCUAGCUGACAUUCAUUAGCGCGAUACGGCGAAUCGCGCGCGACUCCUCGGCUUCGGGAUGAUGAUACGGUCCGUUUCGCACCGAGACUCGGCCGACUCGCGUCGUCGCGUCCCGCUCGUUCGCCUGCCGAGACAUCGUCUCUUGGCUUAACCUACAAAGGAUCUGGCGCGCAGAGUUUCGCGUUCGCACCCCUAUCCCCCCGUCCCGCGCUCUCAUCGUCGACCAGUUCGUCUCUUCGCGGUUUUUUCCAUCGUGAUCACUCGCUUAUUUACCUGUGGUAGACAUCUCGUGACGGGUACGCGUUCUUGAGUGCUCGGACAGCUGACUGUACUUCCAUUCGUUUCAGUUUUCCCGUAUUUCUCCUGUCUACACACACGCUGCACAAUUACGCAGAAGUUAUAGGGCAAGCUCGGCAUUCACAAUGGCGGGAGAGCAGCAGCAGUUUUUUCUCAAAUGGAACGACUUCCAGUCGAAUAUGGUGUCGUCGUUCAAACACCUGCGAGACGAGAAAAGCUUCACGGAUGUGACACUGGCUUGCGACGGUCAAACUUGCAAGGCACAUAAAAUGGUCCUGUCUGCCUGUAGUCCUUACUUCAAAUCCUUAUUAGAGGAAAAUCCGUCCAAACAUCCAAUUAUAAUACUAAAGGACGUUGCAUAUAGUCACCUGCAAGCCAUUCUAGAAUUCAUGUAUGCUGGUGAGGUGAACGUCUCGCAAGAUCAGCUUCCAGCAUUUCUCAAAACGGCAGACCGGCUUAAAGUUAAAGGGCUAGCCGAAGCCCCGGGUGCCAUUAAGAGAGAAGGUUAAACAUUCGCACGUGAUUAUGGUCUUUGAAAAGCGUGUGGACUGAAACAACAGUGUAAUAAUGUAAAGUGAUUGCGUGAAACACAUACCACACGAGACACGUACAUAUACACACGUAUACAACGCACACGUGUAAACACACACACACAUACACACAUAUACACAACACAUACGUACAUUAUAGAUAUAUGUAAAAAAAAAAAAAAGAAAACACUGCGUAUGCACGACUCAGUGUCCUCCGGUUCAUGACUUGGAUCAACACACGAUGACAAUGUAAAAUAAUGCCUUUUUCUUAAUCUCAGUUAAUGUUAACGGUUUUAAUGAUGUAUGUACGCAUACAAAGUAGAGAUGAGAUGUUGAUGUUUGUCUUGAACCCAUUACGCCACAUUGCGGUGGUAAACAAUAACAACAUUGAUUAUUUUUUUAAAACGAAGCGCGAAUAAGUGGGUCGCGAUAGUUUACAAUACAUGCUGACCGGGGCAGUUUUGGUGGAUCAAGUUGGAAACGUUGAAGGCAUCUGUUACAACGCCCAUUUUUUCAAGCCGAUCUACCGGAGUCACAGCACACUCUCCUAUCGGUUCCAUUGGUAGAUCUAUUCACGCAGUAGCGUUAUCUCGCUUAUCUUUGUCGCGCGUCGACGCGAUCAUCAUCAUGGAACUCGUGCGAAGUUCGAUUAAACUUCAAGUAAAUAUGAAAUCUGAACAUGAAAGUCUCGUAUUCCUUUGAUAGAUAUCUACAUGUGCCGCUUUAAUCGAUUGUUCAUCUAUCCGAUCAUUGCGAGGACAAUUAGGAAAGUUAGUCUCACACACAGGGCAUUAAUUAUCUCCUGCACUAGGCUAUGUGUAAAUGUUAGUUGAAUGACGACAAAAGAAAGUAUGCGCGGACCGAGUCGUGAAAGUUCCGGUCCAAUCGGAAAGUUCCGCUUCUGCCGUGGAUAGAUUUGCGAAACCCCCGGUAAAUCAUUCAGAGGAUGUCAAAUCAAGUUUACUGGAAGUAGUAACGUGCGUGUGAAACAUCGGCUUCACUUGCGUCAUCAUCGCGAAGCGACGAAUUGCAAUGAUCUUUUCCGCUCAGCACCACGUAAGAGAAAGAUAUGAGAAACGGAAGGAAUUGUUCUUGUAAUACCGCAAUCGAUCCCAUACGAAGUUACCUCUUCUAGUGAUCAUGAUUUUUUACUUAACCAAAUACUGCCAGUAUUUGUACCGGCGUAUUCACAAUAUUACCGAUAGACCAAAUUUAUUUAUGAUAAUAAUAUAUUAAGGGUUGAAUGUCAUAAAUCGAGGGAAGGUUAUUGUAAUAUAAGCGAUGCAAAUUUUUGUAAAGUCGGAGCGCACAGUUCCUUUUCCCUCCCGAAGAACCAGGACGCUCGAAAAAAAAAGUUUAGGAAAGAAGUCAGGAAACAUUAUCGAGUCAGGGACUCUGUAAGAUCCAUUCGUUUAGUAGAGACUACUUCCUCCUUUGCACGUUCAAUCAAGUACGCCAAUGCCAUUUGGACUUCGUUUGCUACAUUUGAGGACUUUCUGGAGAUGUAAUUUUUUUUCAAGUGUUGCGUACACAAGUUUCAGUGCUCGUCGUGAACCAAGUCCACGCUGAUAUAAUUCCUGACUUUGUUGUUCUUUGUAAUUAUAUAAUCGAAGAUUUUGUGACGUUUCCUUCGCAAUUUAAUCAUAUCCUUAUAUCUAAUACGGUUUAUGAGUUCGUUCCGUCAUGUUUCCAGCUCGGAUUGUAUAUCGAAUUAGCACGAGUAAGCUCCUACCACACUGAAUGCCGAUUUAGGUCGUACACAUUCAAGCAUCUCGAACGUUAGUCAUGUCCCGCAAAAUGUUGUGAAUCGUAGCGCAUCGUUUCCUACCGAUUUUGCUUCGGAUGUUUCUGUGAAUAAUAUGUGAGACCGCCUUAAUGUAGCAGCUUACGACUUGUUAGAAUGGUCCGCCAAAAGAGAACUCGCUGUUCGCCUCCACUGUUUCGACGCGAGAUGCGGCCGCGAGUGUGUUACGGAAGUCGACUUUGCAUCAAAGUAAAUGGCUACCACACCGAUCUUAACAGGGCCAAGUUCUGAUAAUCAAUGGGACCAUUCACGUGUGUGCAAGCGGCAUUAAAAGCGAAGUUUGCGAUGUAAGAAUAGUUUGCGAGCAUUGACUCCUUAGGACGCGACACAAGAGUCGGCUAUUCGAGCAAAGUAGCAAGUUUUCACCAUCUCUCUCGCAGUCAUCCGACAGCAAUGCCGAGCAAUAGAGCAAUCGACGUUCAUUCUCAGUAUUUAAGGCAGCGUUUAAACGCGUUGAAAUGGAUGGGUUCAGUUCCUACAAUGAUACGUUCUCGCCGGGCAUUUGGUGGCUGAAUGUGAAUAGUUGUACUGUGUACAUUUGCUAUGUUGUAAAUUUGGAGUACAAUUAUUGUAGACUAUAGAAAAUCUCUCAUAGGAGUGACCGUUCGCGCUAAGUUCACGAUUCUUCAUAUAGUCCUUUUCCUUCCGCUCCACUUCCGACUUCUAUUUUCCGCUUUUCGCAUUCACUCUGAUUGCUGAAUGCGAAACUCCAGAUCCAGAUUGUCUUGCGAAAGUUAUCGGAACGAGUCCCUUUUCUUCUCUGUUGCGUCACUAUCCCUGUCCGUUUCUGUCGAAAUUCGAAAUUAAUUAUUAAUGUUAACCAACCACGUUAAUUUUGCUAUCUAAUGACUCGAUGAUGAUUAUGAUAUGAUAAUGAUGUUGAGAUAUAAAAUAAAUUGUGUAAAUAUA
This is a messenger RNA of Odontomachus brunneus, 3631 nucleotides long. It is a transcript of the gene lolal, whose product is annotated as longitudinals lacking protein-like. The transcript has 4 exons. Lineage: Eukaryota; Metazoa; Arthropoda; Insecta; Hymenoptera; Formicidae. Gene Ontology annotation, molecular function: protein binding. Gene Ontology annotation, biological process: regulation of transcription by RNA polymerase II. Gene Ontology annotation, cellular component: nucleus. The record is from RefSeq and is a predicted model, not a curated record. Bases 514 to 897 code for a protein of 127 amino acids.